AUGAUCCCUAUUCAGUCGCGGAUACGCGACAUGGCUCUGGCCAAGUCCAGUGUCGUGGCCCCCUUGGCCAGCACUGAUCCAGCACAAGUUAGCUUCUCAUGGAGUGGCAGUUCCUUCGAAUGCUCGCCUCUCUCCAACCCAUCAGCUCCUCCUCCUACGCCCACCGACUCUCUCCUCGACAUCCACCCUCGCAAGUCUUCUUUCUCUAGUGAAUAUGGUAUGGGCGCCGCCUGUGCCUUUCCCUCCUGGCCCAAGGGGACGUCUCUAUCUACGGAAGAGACUCACGACACCUUCACCAACGCCUAUCUCUCCGACGAAGACCUGCUCUGGAUGCCCGAGAACGCCGGUGCCGAGCCCCCGGAGCUGGAUGAGGAGGCCACCAAGACCCACGAGAUGGUCUCUUCCAUGACCAUGGAGCAACAGCUAGCACGCAUGCGAGCAGUUGCCGAGGAAGAAGAUCGCCUGCGCUUCCUGGCCAAGGUUGAGGCCCACGCCCGCGCAACCCAGGCUAUCCGACAGACCAAGUUGGCCAUGCACGACAACUCCUCCAGCACCAAGCGCAACAAGAAGCGUCGAGUCGUUCCAACCCCAAAGCGUCGCGCCCACUCGUCAUCGGCCAAAGUAUCAACCGUGACGCACUAA
This is a messenger RNA of Penicillium subrubescens, 642 nucleotides long. RefSeq lists its product as uncharacterized. The record is from RefSeq and is a predicted model, not a curated record. Lineage: Eukaryota; Fungi; Ascomycota; Eurotiomycetes; Eurotiales; Aspergillaceae. The coding region runs from base 1 to 642 and encodes 213 amino acids. The transcript has a single exon.